Messenger RNA from Sphaeramia orbicularis (orbiculate cardinalfish), 1430 nucleotides. Its product is annotated as non-histone chromosomal protein HMG-14A-like. Gene Ontology annotation, cellular component: chromatin; nucleus. NCBI's taxonomy places the organism in Eukaryota, Metazoa, Chordata, Actinopteri, Kurtiformes, Apogonidae. Gene Ontology annotation, molecular function: nucleosomal DNA binding. The record is from RefSeq and is a predicted model, not a curated record. The transcript has 6 exons. The coding region runs from base 201 to 527 and encodes 108 amino acids.
GAUAAAAUAUAGCGAAAGGGGGAUCCAAUCCGGUUUGAGCUAGUUCUGGCAGUGAUCGGACGUUUAUGUUAAGUUAGAGUCCUCUGUAGGUUUAAACAGACGUGUGUAGGGUUUGCCUGACAUUGCAUUAGUUUCCUGUAAGCAGCUGAAGAGCACUGUCCCUUUUGUCUUUUAUCCUCUGCCUUACAACCUAAGCAACAAUGGGAAGGAAAAAACAGUCUGACGCAGCGGCCUCCGAAGAGCCAAGGAGGAAGUCUCAAAGGUUGUCAGACUUGCAGAAAGAAACUGCGCCCAAAGCAGUACCAGAGAAGAAAAAGGCGCCUCCCAAGCCCAAAAAGGUAAAGGAAGUAAAGGCCAAGACAGAAGAGAAAAAGGAAGAAGAACCUCAGGCCGAGGCUGAAGAGGUCCCUGCAGAAAAUGGAGACACCAAAGCUGAAGAGGCUGCAGCAGCAGAUGAAGCUGACAAAAAGGAGGAAGAAGAAGAAGAGGAGGAGGAGGCAGCUGAGGAGGACAAAGCAGCCGAGUAGUAGAAACAUCCUGAAACUCACUCACCAGUGGUCCAUGUACCUCCUUUCUUGUACAACACAGAGAAUAUUUUUAUCUACUAUUUUCUUAAAACAGCAGUGUUUUUAGGGAAGUGACUUCAUAUAUACAUUUUAGAAAGAUACUACAAAUUCCAGUUUUGUGGCUUCUGUGAAGGGAACAUUUUGGUCAUCUUGUUGUUUUUUUUUUUUCCACAAUGUACUUUUUUUUUUCUCUCUCUCUCAUCUCUUGCUUCCUUUAGUUUGUAGUUGUCUGCAUGACAUUCAGUGAUGCUGAUAUCAGGAAUUUGAUGCUGAAUUCUGGGAGAGUCUGAGGCAUUCCAGAGGUGUCUUGAGGGAUUUUGUAACCUGUACUGUUUGAAUUUAAUACUGUACAUCAUAAUACUAAUGAGUUUAUAGGAUGAUUGAAAGUCUGAGAGUUGUGUUGUAUGCUUAGUAACUUUUUUUGUACACAUUAUUUUGUUUAAACUUGUUCAGUAGUACUGGAAAUGGUUGGGUUGAUUUAUAUAUUUUUUUUAUUUUUUUUUUAUUUUAUAUAAUUUAGCCUCAUUUUAAGAACAUUUCCAUAGCUGCGGUGAAACCAAUAUUUUUCUUUUGAGUCACUGAUGGUACAUCUAAGUACAUGAUUUAAAAGAUGCAUGCUCUCAAUUUUGGAAAAAACAAAACAAAAGGCAUUAGAUUUGACUGUACUUGUCAGUGCUUAUCCCUCUAGGAUAACUGUACUGGUAUUUUCACUUUAGUCAAGGAAAUGUAUGUGCCACAAACUGGUGGAUAUUUCCACUGUGGUUUAGGGAUUUCUACCAAUGUACAAUUUCCUCCCUUUAAAUAUGUUUUAAAAACUUUGUUAUAAAUGGUAUAAAAUGCCAAUUAAAAUGGACUUUGCCCUUA